Molecule: messenger RNA, 1170 nt
Organism: Exophiala bonariae
Lineage: Eukaryota; Fungi; Ascomycota; Eurotiomycetes; Chaetothyriales; Herpotrichiellaceae
Exons: 1
Coding region: 1-1170 (389 amino acids)
Biological process (GO): dehydro-D-arabinono-1,4-lactone biosynthetic process
Cellular component (GO): cytosol
Molecular function (GO): D-arabinose 1-dehydrogenase [NAD(P)+] activity
Source: RefSeq, a predicted model, not a curated record
AUGGUGACUCGGUCGGUAGAAGCUGAGGGGGUGCUGGCUCGUCUCCCUCCAUUGGUCAUGGGAGGAGCCGGCUUCAGCUAUCAAUUGAAUUCGAACCCAGAGUCUUUACCUGCCGUGGAGAUCAUAAAAAGAGGCUUCGAUCUAGGCCUGAGAGCUAUCGACACCUCGCCAUACUAUGAGCCCUCGGAGCAGAUAAUGGGCGCUGCCCUAUGUCAUCCUGACAUCACCAGCAAAUAUCAAAGAACCGACUACAUCUUGAUUACCAAGGCUGGCAGAAUAACAGUGGAUAAAUUUGACUACUCUCCGACCUGGAUCAAUCAAUCAAUAGCUCGUUCAUUACAUCGUUUCAAAACGGACUAUCUGGACGUGGUCUUUUGUCAUGAUGUCGAAUUCGUCACCUUCCAGGAAGCUAUCGAAGCAGUUGGAGCAUUAUUUGAACUGUCAGAUCGCGGAGUGAUCAGAUGCGUCGGUAUAUCGGGCUACAACAUCGACUUCAUCAUUGAGGUGGCCCAGAAAGUCCAGAUCAAGUACGGUCGGCCGCUUGAUGUGGUUCAGAUCUGGGCACAAUUAACAUUGCAAAACACGAAACUCGAGCAGAAAGGCCUGAGCGCUUUACAAAAGGCGGGUGUUGGAGCCGUCUUUAGCUCAAGCCCCCUGGGCGUUGGACUGUUAAGGAACGGGGGAGUCCCUCUGGGAGCACUUGGAAACUGGCAUCCUGCGCCUCCUGAGCUAAGAAUGGCGGCACAAAGAGCAGCUGAGUUCGUAGAGACUCAGGGUGAUGUGUUAUCGUCAGUGGCCCUGCGCUUUGCAAUCGCUAAAGCUCUGCAAAACUCUCAUCCGGGGUUCACAGUUUCAACUAUCUUCGGAGUGAGUUCGAUAUCGGAGGUGGAGCAGAACGUGGCCACUGCCCGACAAGUGCUCAAAAGCAAGAAUGCAGAUGUCGAUGACCCAGCCUCAAAGCGUUCUGCCUUUGAUCAAUCUCACACUCUAGACGACGAGGCUAUCAAACGAGAUGAUAGACUGUAUGAGGGAGUGAAGAGGAUAUUGGGAUCCUGGCUAGAUUUUGACCUUUCCACACCCCAUGCCACCACAGACUCGUCGGAAGAAAGAGGCCAAGCUUCCAAUGGGGAACUUUCCGGGCCUUCACAUUCCAUCACUAGCCGUCUAUAG